AUGUCGGGCACGGAAGACGACCCGGUAGUGCUGAAAAAUUUUCUAGGACACAAGAAAGACAUAACAAGUGUAAAGUUUCACCCUGAGGAAUUAAAGGUUGCGACUAGUAGCUUGGACAAGUCCUUCAUUGUCUACAACUUCAACAACAACUCCCGGUGCAAUCGCUACGUCGGGCAUACUGAGGCUAUUAAUGACAUAGACUACGCGCCUUCUGGUGAAUUAGUGGCAACUGCCUCCCAGGACAGGACUGUUAGGGUCUGGGUUCCCAAAGUUCGUGGAGAAUCCUUGGGUUUCAGAGCUCAUACCAGCGCAGUUCGCUCGGUUCAAUUUUCUUCUGAUGGAAAAGAGCUCAUAACAUCAUCCAAUGAUAAAGUGAUCAAAUUAUGGAAAAUCCACCAGCGCAGAUUCCUUACUUCCUACGUAGGUCACACACACUGGGUCCACUGUGUCCGAUUUUCACCAGACAAUCGUUUGAUUGUCUCUUGUAGUGAAGACAAAAGUAUUAAAUUAUGGGAUGUAGCUGCUGGUCAAUGUAUUAGAACAAUUACCGAGCUGAAAGGACCAGCAACAUAUGUUGAUUUUCAUCCUUCUGGAGGAGCCAUUGGUACGGCUAACACUGAUGGGUCUGUAAAAAUAUACGAGCUUCGCACUGGCUCGCUGCAUCAGUACUACAAGGCACAUACUGAUGUUGUAAAUAAAAUUUCUUAUCAUCCCAAUGGUAAUUUCAUGAUAACUGCUUCUGAAGAUUCAACGAUCAAGAUCUUGGAUAUAUUGGAAGGAAGACCAAUUUACACUCUCAAAGGACACACAGGUGGUAUUUCUUCAGUAUCAUUUUCUCCUGAUGGCAGCUACUUUGCCUCCGGAGGUCGAGAUAAAGAGCUGCUUAUCUGGGAGUCCAAUUUGGAGCAGCAUGACACUCGAAGGUCUCAAAUCAAAAGAAGCUCCGUUGAAACAGAGGAGAUUGAAAAAGAAUUAAAGUCUCUGCAGUUUGAAGAUGAGACUGAAGGCUCUGAUGAGUUGUUCAAGAACAAAGACAGAGAGAGUAAGCAUGAAUUGUUGGUGAGUUAA
Cotesia congregata is the source of this 1068-nucleotide messenger RNA. NCBI's taxonomy places the organism in Eukaryota, Metazoa, Arthropoda, Insecta, Hymenoptera, Braconidae. The record is from the annotation of a GenBank genome assembly.